GCAUCAUCUCACUGUCUGACCUGCUGCAAGCUAUGGUCUUAACCCCGGCAGGUAUUGAAGCCCUUUUGUCCUAGCGGGGGCCACGGGGGCCCGAGUCUUGGUCGGUGUCGGCUUCGGUCCCGGCUGUGCUCCCAGGCAGGUACACCCGGAAGUUGUUGGUUCGGCAUGCCGGGCUUUUCACGCCGAUCUCGCCAGCUACCCCGUGAUCUCCAAAACAACACAACAAAGUGGAGCGAAUAAAUAUGGCGACCCCAGAGGAGUCACGAAGACGCCCCUCGCUCACCUCCUCUUCGGUCGGCCUGGAGGCGCUCUUCCCCACCGGCACGUCGGCGCACUCUUGCGGCGACGAGAACCCGGAGCUCGAGCGACUGCGGGAGCGUCUGGCGGGCUGGUUGUGGCCGCACGAAGCCGCGCUGCUGGGGCUUCAGCAGCUGCUGGUGUGGGAGAGGCCGCUGUACAGCAUCUCGGCGGCUCUCACGCUCAACACCUUAUUCUGGCUCCUGUCAUCCACCUCCCUGCGCCCCCUCUUCCUCUUGAGCGUGUCCCUCCUGGGACUGAUGCUGCUGGAGAGAUGGAAGCCCAAGUUGCCCAUCAUUACUAUUUCGCAUGAAGAGGUGCCCCCCAUCCAAAGUGAAUCCAUGAGCGGGGAGCAGCGUCUGCUCAGCAUUCCCGAGCUCAGCCACCACCUGGCAGAAAGCUACCUGACCUGCUGUCUGUUCCUGCAUGAGACUCUGCAGUACAAACGUCAAAACCACGGAAAGUUUUGUGCCAUGAUGUGCAGCGGCUGUUUUGCGCUGGCAGGUGUUGGACAUUAUGUUCCAGGAAUCAUGAUCUCUUAUAUAAUUGUUCUCAGUGUGCUGCUGUGGCCCCUGGUGGUGUACCAUGAGCUCAUCCAAAGGAUGUACACUGGCCUGGAGCCCAUCCUGAUGAAACUAGACUACAGCAUGAAGGGAGAUACAGAGCGUCGCAAGCACGACAAGAGGAAGGUGAAGAAGGAGGUGGAGGAGGGGGAUGAACCAAGAGCGGAGACGGAGAGCGAAAGUGAGGAGGAGCUCUCCUUCUUUGCUCCAACGGUGGAUGUGAAGACCACAGCUCUGGCGAUGGCCAUCACAGACUCCGAGCUAUCCGACGAAGAGGCGUCCAUAUUGGAGAGCGGCGGCUUCUCCGUUUCCAGGGCCACCACACCCCAACUCACGGAUGUCUCUGAAGUAAACAGCAGACGAGGUGCAGUCAGGAGGCUGAGAAAAGAGGAGCGGCCUCUGCCAUUAUCUGUCAUGCAGCAACCAGCACUCACUUAUGGAGCUGAUCAUUAACGUGGAGUCAACAUCUUCUUUCUAGAAGUUUUAGUUUGGUUUAGCAGCCUAACGUUUGUGUCCAUUCCAAACCCCAUGGAGAUAAUUGCAAUUUAACAAUGCAUCAAACACUGUCAUGGGCACAGAUUUACAUCCAAAUUUAUGAAACAGCUUUGCUACUUUAGAUGACAUUGUGACCUGACCUUUUACCCAAAUAUAUGAUGUCUGAACAACAUUACAUUGUUCAAAGUGUUUGCAUAUUUAUUAUCCUUUAUUUGCUUUCUCAAUCAUAGCCAAAGCGGCACAGUAGUUUUGAAAUGACGUCUUCGAAAUGGCAACAUAUUUUUUACCUUUUUGAUAUAAAAGUGGGACAUUAUCUGUAUUAUAAACUCAUGACUAUUGAACAUAUUGGAUUUAACUGAAUUGUGGUAGUCAAUGUAGUCUUUUUGUGUGUUUGUAUCAGAUUAUUUAUGGUAAAUACACCUCUUUAUGACAAUAAUCAUUUAAACAAAGUUAGAUCUUGUUUUACCUUACUGUGUGUGAACAGCAGAUGAGGUGCAGUCACGAGGCAGCAAAAGGGGUGCAGACUGAGAGAAAAAGUGUUUGCGGGUGCCUUCUCCUUUCUAAGUCUAAGUCCACAGACAAUCCCUCUUUAACGUGCUGGUUUGUUGGCUUUUUUGAACCCAUAUUGAAUAAGCAAAAGAGACAAAACUUGGUGAAUGGCGAGAAAACCCGCAGCAGCAGUGAGAAGUAAAGAGAAUGUGAUGUAGGUGGCGCCGCCUCUCCAAAAGGGCCCGUGUGUACUGUACUGUACAGGAAGUGAUGUCAAAUAAAUGGCAGUGUUUUUCAACCUUUUUGGAAACAAGGCACAUUUUUUUCAUUAAAAAAUCCGGAGGCACACCAGCAGCAGAAAGCAUUGAAAAAUAAAAGUCCACCAGGCUUGUAACUCCCUCCAAACAGCAUGGACACAAUGGCUUUCUUGGACUGAUUUAUUUGAAGCCUUCCCUUCCCUUCAAAUUCACCGUGAAAAAGCAGGUUACAAACGUAAAAAUAAUAACAUACACAGCAUGUGGAUCAAACAUUUUACCCAAGUAAAAUACAAACAGAAAUGACAAAUACCUUGGUGGCCUGCAUGCUUCUUUUAGGAGGAAAUUCUGAUCUUCAGGCUCUUGUUGCCCAAACGCUUAAAGUCCUUCUGACACCUUUUAGUGGUUUUUACAAUCAGUCUCUCUCUUUCUCCCUUCACUUUGCAUUAAAAAAUGUUUACUCGUACCUGGAAGUAGUUUCCUUACAUCAAACGACAGACCAAACGAGACACUUCAAAAUAAAAGUAUGCCCACAAACUUAAGAAAAAGGCAUGAAAUAACAUUUUUAACCAUAAUAACUAAAUAAAGCCUUCUCAUGAACUUUUAUGCAUUUUGAUUUAAAUUCCCUUUUAUGAACUUAACUUAUUCUGUUUUUAGAGAAAUAAUACUAAUUAUAAUAAUUGUUAGUAGCAUCAGUUACAAGGUUGUCGUGCCCUUUUUGGAGUUUGUUGAUGUUUUGCUUUAGUUCUUGUUUUACGCUGUUAUUCUGGUGUUUUCCUGUAGCAGCUUCACGACUUCCUUUGAGUGUUAUUGCCUGCACCUGCUUUGUGUUAGCAAGCAAGACUAUUUAAGUUGUGCGGAUUCUAUCCUUCUUUGUGAGGACAUUGUUGAUCGUCAUGUCAUGUACGGAUGUGCUUUGUGGACGCCAUCCAUGCUCCACAUGCUGUAAGUCUUUGCUGUCGUCCAGCAUUCUGUUUUUGUUUACUUUAUAGCCAGUUUAGAUUUACCUUUGUUUUGCAUAGCCAUCUUUAUGCUUCAUUGCCUUUUUAGUUUAAGCAUUGCACGGCUUUUUACCUGCACGCUGUCUCCCGCUGUGGUCUGCAUAUUGGGAUCACAACAAACCAUCCUCGUCUCACGCGACGCA
This is a messenger RNA of Nerophis ophidion (straightnose pipefish), 3242 nucleotides long. Its product is annotated as 5'-AMP-activated protein kinase subunit gamma-1-like. The record is from RefSeq and is a predicted model, not a curated record. The coding region runs from base 243 to 1313 and encodes 356 amino acids. Lineage: Eukaryota; Metazoa; Chordata; Actinopteri; Syngnathiformes; Syngnathidae. The transcript has 10 exons.